Molecule: messenger RNA, 7708 nt
Organism: Trichoplusia ni (cabbage looper)
Lineage: Eukaryota; Metazoa; Arthropoda; Insecta; Lepidoptera; Noctuidae
Product: chymotrypsin-1-like
Exons: 3
Coding region: 1-1011 (336 amino acids)
Biological process (GO): proteolysis
Molecular function (GO): serine-type endopeptidase activity
Source: RefSeq, a predicted model, not a curated record
AUGCGAGCGCAGUUGGUAUUGGCGGCGCUGGUGUGCGCGUGGGGCGCGGGCGAGGGCGCGGCGCGCAACGGCAGCCGCUACGGGUUCUACCGCAGCAUGGUGGCGGAGCGCAACGGCACGCGCGGGCUCGGCGCGGCCGGCAAGCCCGGCGCCGGGCUCGGCAGCUCGCGCCGCGUCUUCGGCGGCGAGGCCACCACACUCAGCUCGUACCCGUCCGCGUGCGUGCUGCUGGACCGCUACUGGUCGGCGCGCUGCUCGGCCGCGGUGGUGGCGCUGCGCUGGGCGCUUACGGCCGCGCACUGCGUUUCACCGCAGAUCGCCUACGUCAAGUACAACUCGCGGCGCCCCGCCUCGCCCGAGGGGGACCUCGCCUCCGUGCACUAUCUGUACCGCCACCCCGGCUACAAGGUGGUGCAGGAGGACGAGGGGCGCGGCAUCGACGUGACUCUGCUGCACCACGACGUGGGGCUGGUGCGCACGCGCCAGGACAUGUUCCUCACGAACACGCCGCAGCUCGAUCCCAUGCAAGCCAUGCGACUCUACAAUCCCAUCGAUCUCAAGAAUGAAGAAGUCCAGGUGCUCGGGUACGGGCGCACGGAGAAGUCGAUGCUGGGCGAGGAGCUGUUCGAGGUGCGGCUGCGGCUGGUGUUCUGCGAGCGCGGCGCGUGGUUCCACUGCGUGUGCGGCGUGGCGGCGGCGCGCACGGGCGGCGGCGCGCGCGGCGUGUGCUCGGGCGACUCGGGCGGGCCCGUGCUGUACCGCGGGGCGCAGGUGGGCGUCACCUCCAUGGGCCCGCUCGAGUGCGCCGCCGGCAAGGUGGACCCCGCCGAGGGCGCCACCAGCGUCUUCACGGCGCUCUACAACUACGCGGACUUGAUCAACGCCACCAUCUACGACACGGAGGCGGCGUUGCGCAUGCGCAUCAUCGGGUCGGGCGCGCCGCGCGCUGGGGCCGCCUGCCCUCUGCUGGCCGCCGCCGCGCUCGCGCUGCUGCUCGUGCCCGCGGGGUGAAGCCCUCAGCGUCCGUGCUGUCCACGUGGAAUUAGUUAUGACUUGUGACGGAAAUUAAUAAACAACAAUAUAAUUUUAUUUUCCCUAUGUUGAUUUCGCGUCGUAUUAGGAUGCCAGUCAGGGUUUUAGAAUGUGGGGACUAGGUGUGGUUGUGUUCAAUCUUGCUAGAUCAACAACAUCCUACUGGGGCUCCUCGCAGCGUUUCAGCGCGUAUUAUUGUUUCUGGAUCAUCUCAAAGGAACACAAAAUUUUCGUCUUGAACAGUUCUGACUUAAUAUAGGGUGUCAGUUUCUAUGAUGCCAAUUUACCCAAUUGGUGAUACCUUUCUAAUGUACAUACUAUUCGACUAAACGAUAUCUCGACGAUCUUAAUGACACAGAUUGCGCAUAAAUGGAAAUGCAGUUCUCACUGGUCCAGUUCGUCGCUGGUGAGGAGUCACAAGGAUAGUUGCGGUAUUCCAUAAAAGGUGAGUAAGUUGUGAAACAGCGCCUAAAGCCGCGCGCGGUCUGUGCAUGUACCAGCCUACAUUAGCAUUGCCCACCACACUACUCAGUGCAGAUUGGCUGCUCAUUUCAGAUUCCAAUAUUUCCUCCCCGUUCAUCAGUAGUGGCUUAGAAUAAUAAAGCAAGUUUGUACAUUGUAGGUACACAUUAUGUAACUUUGAAAAAGUCACAUUGGUACUUAACCUGCGUUGGAAUCAAACACGUACCUUGUGCAUACAAAUCCAUGCAUAGAACCGCAAGGCCUUCGCGAGACGAGAAUGAACUUGCUUGUUGAUAAAUAUAGGUAUUCGAUGUAAUGAAUAUGAACGGAAACAAAUCAAAACAAAUCCUGGCACAGAACAAUGUCACAUUGCGAGGAAACCGGCUAAACAAGAAAAAAUUGCGUUGCAUAAAGCUACGUCAGACUCGGUCAGACACCCCAGAGACACCAGUUUGAACUACAUCAACCAUAAUAAAAAGAAGAAAGGUAUGCUCAAAGUAUGAGUCUCUAUGCAAGAAAAAUAUUAGUAACGUGUCCCAACGCGCACAGCAGCAGCACAGCAGCUGAGUUUAAUGACGGCGCUGCGUCGGGCCGGCGCGCGCCGCGCUCCAGUUACGAGGUCCGCUCGCCUGAAGCUUGUGUGUACACUACAAUUGCAAAGCUCUUUGCAACGCUACUCUUAGCUACUUAGUUUUUUCUCGUUCGUACCUCUGCGACCCGGUUAUGUCGAUUGACGUUAUUGCGGCGCGCGGCACGCCACAACAUUAGGGCUCUUUAGCCGAAUAGAAAAAAAAACGGAGCCCCCAUAGAUUUCCCACUUCCUGCUCUCUGUAUGUGUGUAUGAGGAGGAGGACUAACCUGUUACGAGGAAAGAGUUCAGAUACUGUGAAACAGUUAAAAUUUAAAAUACACUUAAAUCGAAAGGAAGGCGGGCCUUUCCAACGUAAGUAGAAAUAGUUUUCAUGACGUGCACUGUAACGGUCCGGUCACAUACUUCUGUAGAGUUUCGUAGCACGUUGCACAUGGCACGUGACAGCUAGAUAGAUUUACACGCAAAAUGUAUACUGUUGCCGGUAUAUCAGUAAAUACGACAAAGAAAUGUAAAGUUUAAGCAACGCUUUUUAAGCUCAUGAAUUUGAUAGUGACUGCUGGCGCUGCUGAUGGGUCCGCCUAAGUUUUAUAAUAAUCGGGCAAAAGAAUAUUGUGUUGGUUACAAUGGGAAAAACCGCUGACAGUUUUAGAGAACAUUUCAAAAACCGUAUUUAAAAGUUUGGAUAAUAAGGAGCCCUCGCUUGCCUUGCUUAGUUUUUAUGAAAUAAGUACUAAUUAAUAGCAAUUCAUGUUGCACCUUAGAUGGGCUAGCCAUAUUCGCCGGGUAAUGAAAGAAAACAGCCAGUAAACAGAUCAAACAGUUUAGUACUAGUUGUGAGCGGUCGAGCCAAGCAACUCAAUGUGUGAGCUCCUCUUAAAGUGUACUCAGAACUAAGUGUAAUGUUACUGAUUAUCUGUAGUGAUUGGUAUUUCUAUUUGAUCAGUCAUACGUAAAUCUUCCGAUCUAGUGAACCUCGCAAACGUUUUCGUAGCCUGCGUCGCUCCGACAUCAAUCAAACAAAAAUAUGAGAUCCCUGCGGCUGUGCGGCUGUGCGUGUCGCGUCUGCCUAACAAUACAUCUCCGUUCAUGUGCUUGUGAUGCCACUUGCCGCGGGUUAUCACCGGUCUUGAUAUCGAUUGUCGAUUGUGGAGCACCGCUCGGAGCUGGAGGACUCUCGUCUUGAGUGACAAUAUCCGGCUGUCGUGACGCCCCGACGGUGCGCCGCCCGCCCCUUUAGAGGGAGUAUUCAAGUAACAUACUAAUCAACUGUAAUUUUGGUCUUAUGGUCGAAGGUGAACUAAAAAUGCAUUGAUGAUAACUGGUAACGACCUAGUUGCGAGUUUUGGGUGAAAGUAAAGGUUACGGACAAUAUUAGGUCGGUGCCAACGGUAUGCCACGGGAACGUUGGGUGAUAGCUACACGCCGCUGUUAUAAACAGCGAGUAACAUGUAAGCCUAAUGGAAAUAGAUGUGACGGCGCCAGAAGCGCGGCGCGUGUCGCGGCCGGCGCGGGGCGCGACCUCCUGCAGCCCCGCUGUACACCUGGACGGCGCACUCGCUGCCGCCGCCGCCGCCGCCCCGCCUCUCACCCGCACUAUUACGCUAGCACUGUUACCACUAAUCACGACAAGUAAGGAUACUGCCGACCGUAAUGCCCUUCGUAAACAUGUGAAUGACAGUCGGGAGUCACGCCACGGCUGGCGGGACACAUAAUUGUUUACGAAAAUUCUUUACGAAGUUUUACCGUGGAGAGAGGUCAUAAAUCAAUGUGAGGCUGAGCAAGUCGGCCUUACUCGGCCACUGGAGAAAUAACAUGUACAAAUAUGGGUAUUAACGAACAAAAUAAAAUAGAUAGUGUCGUUAAAACUCCUAAAAAGUAAUAAAACUAAUCGCAGGGGAGCUGACCGAGACCAUCGCGGCUCUAACUCACUUAACUUGCAGAGCAUGCUUAUCCACAUGAUACUGAAAUUGUUCGGAUCCUGCAUCACUCACCGUUUAUGUCUCGCAUUAUUCGGCAUACCUAUUACAAGCAGAAAUCAUAACAAAACCAUGGCGUUCACUUUAUACAAACAUGCGAGUGCAAGUGUAGAGGAGAGCGCCAUCUUCCGACGAAAACAUUUAAUAAAAGCAUUAUGGUGUUGUGAGUGGAUCCAGUGAGAUCCAGAGAGAUCCAGAGAGAUAGUGUCGACAGCACCAGCACCAACUGUGUCACCCAGAGGCUGCAUGUGUAUUAAAUCUUACUGCUAAUCAUAGCAGUAAGAUUUAAACAGAGCAUAUAUAUGACUGGUGUAACAUGUUGUAUUGUGUUUGUAUUGCACCGGACUGAAUUCUCCCCUGUUAAUCAGUCUGCUACGAAUCCGUAGAACCUUUCGUAGCUAGUAAGCGACGUAGGCACGCGGCGGCUACGGUGGGGCAAGGGAACAACGGCAGCAGUGAACAGUUAUCAGGCUGAGCGUGAAGCGCCCCCCGGACUCACCAGCUGGGGGAGCUGCCAAGGGCUGUGUCAUUAUCUAAAUGAUUCAUAUCCUACGAAGUGCUAUUAUUCUAGCUACUAAUAAACCAUGAAAAUAAUGUGACGUGCGUUGAUCUCGUGACAAGAAAUACUCUUGACGUAACAAUCAUUUCGCUUUUCAGUGUAAAUUUGAUGCUAAUAAGAAAGUUGUAUCGGGGCUGGGUCGCGACUCGCGGCGCAGGCGCUCGGCGGGACGCGUCUUGCCGCGCGUCAGGUUUAGCGCCGACGCGCUCCAUCUCGUCCAAUUACCGCAAUUAUUGUCACGCUAAUAUAGUUAUUGCUCUUGUUCCUACAUAUUCUAAUGUUUUCAGCAUACAUAAUUCCGUGUAGGAAUGUAUCAGCUUAAUACCUUACGAUGAAUAAUAAUUUCAAAUGUCACAACAUUGUAACUGUAUUUUGCAAACAGUUCAUGUUGGUUUAAUAUUUUUUUAGUACAAUUUUUUAUUAUCAUUUUAAAUAGCAAAGUAUGACUAAACGCAAUGAUUGUAAACGACUAUUUACGAAUGCACAGAUAACUUAGGUCCUGACUUGAGCACCUCGACAGGCUUGCUGACCAUUAGAUUUUUGCCUAAAUACGAGUAGGAUUGACAAAAGUAAUUACAAUACGGUAGUUUACUCACUCAAUUUAUUAAAACUCCGAGGACUUCUUAGAGAAGUCCUUAACUGUAAGUUAUUCCAAUAGAGACGCGUUAGUAACCUGAUGUACCAUAUAAUUAGGAACCCGCCUCACGAAACCAAGUGUCCCAAUAUGCUACAGCAUAACUUGUAUGCGAACGGAUAGGGAACGGCGGGACAUGCAACAGACUCUUGUCACAAACAUAGAGGCACAGAAGGCGCUAUGUCACACUAUGAAAAAAAUACCAUCUCAAGUAAAUAAUUUGGAGCGUUUUUUUAAAUUAAUGAUACAUGUUUUGGCACUUUAAGAUUUCUUGCUUUUUAUUAUAUUUUACUUUUCGAAGGGUGCUUCGGUUUCGUUUCAAUACUUUACGUUUAUGUUCAGUAUAGAAUAUGCAGUGUUGUCUCGUGAGUUUGGAAGUCGCGACUGCUGGUGUAGUUGCGAGUGCGGCCAUGCGGCUCUCCGCGACACGUAAUAGAGACAAUGAUGGACGUCGCCGGCUCUAAUGAAAAAAUAAUUGACGUCAUCUCGUCGCCGCCACUGUCCUCGUCUGUCGCCUUAUAAUAAUGCCAAUUAAUGGCGAUCGUGUUGGAGUGCGCCGCCCGCACCCCGCACCCCGCACCCCCCUGGAUACUAUGGAGAACUCUUCGUAAUGUCUUCUUAUGCCGUGUUUCCUACAGCUGACUGAGCUAGUUAAGAUGAGCUUUCAUACAUAUUGUUCUAACUCAGGAAAUCAUAAAUCAGGUAAGGUACCCUGACCUGCGCAAGAGUAUUUCCAUUUCCAUGCACAAGGUGGAAGAUUGAUGGAUCGUUGAGCUCAGGAUAAAACUAAAGUUCCGUUCAACCGGAUGGUCGAUCUGGUUUACCGCCAGCGAUUCCGAAUGACUGGCGAUCAGCACCGGACGACACCGGCUCCGGGUCCGGCUCACGUCCGGCGCGCUGCCGUUUCUCCCCCCUCCCCCCCGCAAGGUCGCUUUUGUGGUACUAAUGUAAUAUAUAUGUGGUUGUUUGCUCUUCAUAAAAAGCUAGUUUAUGGAUAAAUAAACAUUAUAUUAUAGGUACCACAUAAAUAUUAAUGGCGUAGCAUAUCGGUUGUAGUGCUCAUAGUCUGGCUUCAUAGUUCGUUUAUUACUCAAUACAUCAAGAUCAUUAAGAGGACCGCGAGAGCCGCGUGCGUCGCGUGCGCCACGUGUGUGGGGCGGAGCGUUAGGCUUUGAUACGCGAGGGCAGGAAGCAAUAAAGCGGAGUACGCACAGUUGGCGGAAAGCGAGCAUUAUGCAGUCGUAUGUUACCCGAGCAAAUGUAAUAUGGGACGCACUGAAGAUUGAUUGCCGUGAACCUGCGCCAGGUGCGCCUCGGAGGGCCGCGACUCUACUAAAUAUUAUAUUAAAUGUACCCACCUCACUAGACCUCCCCAAAGUUAAUCUACCUAAGAACAUAAUUAAAAAAAUUAGGUAAUGAUAUAUUUUCGCAUACUUAUACAAGGGAGGGCGGGAGGCUCGGCCGGCUCGCCAGCGACAGCGGAGCUCGGCGUCGUUUGUCACGAUUUCCGCGGGAUGUGUCACGUCACGCUCCAUUGGGGACAAUGUUCAGCGUGAUGAAAUCAGCCUGUAAUUAUUUCUGUGGCAACUUUCACCGCCUAUAAAUAAAUGGCGGCGUACAACAGACAUGCGCCCAGCUCGCCUCUUGGUGUGUGUGUGUGUGACACUGUAACUAUAUGUAAACUUGCCAAAUGGUGGAGCGACUGAUAAACAUUCGUCUCUUGGGAACUGUCCCAAAUACUCGAAUAUAUCAUAAAUGUCAGAAAGUUGUUCUGGUGUUAACUAGACCAAGUAAACGGUAAUGAGGUGUACUCGCACAGGCCUGCGCGCAGGUCCCGGCCCUGCCGGCGUCCGCACUCCACACGUGACCGCGGCCGCUCCGACCCGACCUCUAGCUCUACACGUAACUACUAUGUGGGAAAUACUUUAUCUGGUAUCAACAUGUAGCGUACAACUUGAAAUUAAGAACCAUACUUAUCAUAUUUAUUUUGUGUUCAAUCUUCUUCAACAUUGUUUUGUACAGCAAAACUGUAACUUUUAUAAUUAACAGGGUAGGUAUAUGUUACUUUAGUCAGGAAAUUGUAAUUGUCUUGAAGUGCUCAUAAAUGAAGAGUAAUGUACCCGCUCAUCGCUUUAGAACUAUUCACAAGAAUGUAUACAGUUUUAUAGAGCCUUGCAGUCCAUCAAAUAAUGAAAAGCCAAUACGAACUAAUAACAUAGGUUAUAUCAUAAGAUUUCAGUCGAACAAACUUAGUAUGGAGUAAGCGCGAGACCGGCAACGAGUAUCAGACACAAGUCAGUAAGUGAAUUUAGCGCAGCGCACUAGACAAACCCGGCUGAUAAGAAAUUUAAUAAGAGUGGAGCGCGAGCCGACGCUGCUCUGUAAAUAAGACGCUGAUUGCGAUCUGGCGAGCGCGCGGGCCGGCCGCGGGCGGCGAGCGGGGCGGCGAGCGG